Molecule: messenger RNA, 942 nt
Organism: Phyllostomus hastatus (greater spear-nosed bat)
Lineage: Eukaryota; Metazoa; Chordata; Mammalia; Chiroptera; Phyllostomidae
Product: olfactory receptor 5B12-like
Biological process (GO): sensory perception of smell; G protein-coupled receptor signaling pathway
Cellular component (GO): membrane
Molecular function (GO): olfactory receptor activity; G protein-coupled receptor activity; odorant binding
Source: RefSeq, a predicted model, not a curated record
AUGGAGAACAUUUCAGAGGUGACUGAGUUCAUUCUUGUGGGGUUAACAGAUGCCCUGGAGAUGCAGAUCCCCCUCUUCAUAAUCUUCUCCCUCAUCUAUCUCAUCACACUAAUUGGAAACCUGGGGAUGAUCAUGUUGAUUCUGUUGGACUCUCGACUCCACACUCCCAUGUACUUUUUUCUCAGUAACCUCUCCCUGGUUGACUGUGUUUAUGCCUCAGCUGUCACUCCCAAGGUAAUAGUGGGGUUUCUCACAGGAGAUAAGAUGAUAUCAUACAAUGCAUGUGCUACUCAGAUGUUUUUCUUUGCAGCUUUUGCCACUAUUGAAAGUUUCCUCUUGGCCUCAAUGGCCUUUGACCGCCACGUGGCGAUAUGUAAUUCCCUGUAUUAUGCCACCACCAUGACAAGCACUGUGUGUGCCUUACUGGUCACUGGACCCUACAUCUGUGGACUCUUUGAGUCUUCCAUCCAUGUUGCCCUCACUUUCCACCUCUCCUUUUGUCAUUCCAAUGUUGUUAAUCACUUUUUCUGUGACAUUCCCCCACUGCUGGCUCUCUCUUGCUCUGACAUCAACACAAAUGAGAUUGUGCUCUUCACGUUGGCAGCAUUCAAUGUCUUUUUCACUCUCUUGGUUAUCUUGAGCUCUUACCUAUUCAUUUUCAUUGCAAUUCUGAGGAUGCACUCAACUGAUGGACAGAAGAAAGCCUUCUCCACCUGUGCAUCCCACUUGCCAGUUUCCAUUUUCUAUGGGACAAUCAUCUUCAUGUACUUACAGCCAAGUUCUAGUCAUUCCAUGGACACAGACAAAAUGGCAUCUGUGUUUUACACCAUGAUCAUCCCCAUGCUGAACCCACUGGUCUACAGCCUAAGAAACAAAGAGGUCAAGAGUGCAUUCAAAAAGGUGGUUGGAAAAGCAAAGUCUUCAUUGGGUUCAGCCUACUAA